AGGUUACACUUGCACCGACUCACAAGUAGAAACGAGUAAAUGCAAUCCAUUGAACCAAAGACAGCGCUGCUCUUGGUGGGAGAAACGAGCGCCAGCCGCUACUUCUCCAUUUUGCUCUGCACCGCCCACACGCUUCUGGUUCAGGUGACAGCUUCACCGCCCCCUCCCCUCCGAGAUGUUGCUGUCUGUGGAUGACAGCAGACCUGGAGGACAGAAACAAGUGUUCAUGCCGCUCUUUUAGAAAGUAAUGAACGUAGUAAACGGGUUAAUCUCUGUUUAAAGUGGGCUAAUUAUUGCUCUGCACUGACAGUCUAGUGGAAGUGCUUCAGCGACGGUUCGGUCAUUUUAAGCCACGAAGCUUAACGAAGAGAGAACAAGAAGACGACGGACAAAGCUAGCUCUAACUGAAUCCCAUUUAUUUCUCAGUCUCCACAUCUCCUGCAUGCAACAAUGACCGACUCGGUUGUAGACAGCAAGGCCGAGGUGAAACAAGCGACCAAAUAUGUCAAAGAGACCGAAAACGUUGCGGAAAAAUAUUCCGCGAUGACUGUGAGCAAGAACAGCAGCGAUGUGAACAUGAACGUUGGGGAAAUGCCUUCCGCAGCGUUCACCGCGGUCCCUACUCUGAAAUCCGUCAAAAAGAUCCAGUUUGCAAACACUGAGGACAAACAGGAGUUCAGCAAGUACCCCACCAAGGCGGGCCGCCGCUCCCUCUCUCGCUCAAUCUCGCAGUCAUCUACUGACAGCUACAGCUCAGCUGCGUCCUACACUGACAGCUCCGAUGAUGAAACCUCCCCCCGGGACAAAGCCCAGGUCAACACCCAGGGCAGCAGUGACUUCUGUGUGAAGAACAUCAAGCAGGCCGAAUUUGGCCGUCGUGAAAUUGAAAUUGCAGAACAAGACAUGUCCGCCCUGAUCUCCUUGAGGAAGCGGGCCCAGGGGGAGAAGCCAUUGGCUGGGGCGAAGAUAGUCGGCUGCACCCACAUCACUGCUCAGACCGCAGUCCUGAUUGAGACCCUGGUAGCCCUCGGUGCUCAGUGCCGCUGGACUGCCUGCAACAUCUACUCCACUCAGAAUGAGGUGGCCGCUGCUCUCGCUGAAACAGGCGUACCUGUGUUUGCGUGGAAGGGUGAGUCAGAGGACGACUUCUGGUGGUGCAUCGAUCGCUGUGUCAACACGGAGGGCUGGCAGGCUAACAUGAUCUUGGAUGAUGGCGGAGACCUAACCCACUGGGUCUACAAGAAGUAUCCCAGCGUCUUUAAGAAGGUCCGAGGCAUCGUGGAGGAGAGUGUCACUGGAGUGCACAGAUUGUACCAGUUGUCUAAGGCCGGAAAGCUGUGUGUCCCUGCCAUGAAUGUGAACGACUCUGUCACUAAGCAGAAAUUUGACAACCUCUACUGCUGCCGUGAAUCUAUCCUGGAUGGCUUGAAGAGGACCACGGAUAUAAUGUUUGGAGGCAAACAAGUUGUUGUCUGUGGUUAUGGAGAGGUGGGGAAAGGCUGCUGCACCGCACUAAAGGCCCUCGGAGCCAUUGUGUGCAUCACAGAGAUUGACCCAAUCUGUGCCCUGCAGGCAUGCAUGGACGGCUUCCGCGUGGUCAAGCUGAGUGAGGUCAUCCGGCAGAUGGACGUGGUGAUAACCUGCACUGGAAACAAGAAUGUGGUCACCAGAGAACAGCUUGACCGGAUGAAGAAUGGCUGCAUCGUCUGCAAUAUGGGACACUCCAAUACUGAGAUUGAUGUGGCGAGUCUGCGCAGCCCUGAGCUGACCUGGGAGAGGGUCCGCUCUCAGGUUGACCACAUCAUCUGGCCCGAUGGGAAAAGGGUCGUGCUGCUUGCAGAGGGCCGCCUCUUAAAUCUGAGCUGCUCCACAGUGCCUACAUUUGUGUUGUCCAUCACUGCCACGACCCAGGCCCUGGCCCUGAUUGAGUUGUUCAACGCACCGGAGGGACGUUACAAACAGGAUGUGUAUCUUCUGCCUAAGAAGAUGGAUGAGUAUGUGGCCAGUUUGCACCUUCCAAACUUUGAUGCCCACCUGACAGAGCUCUCUGACGAGCAGGCCAAGUACAUGGGCCUCAACAAGAACGGCCCCUUUAAACCCAAUUACUAUAGGUAUUAAUGACAGUGUCUGAUGCGGACACUCAACACACAGUUCUCCUGGGAUAAACAGAGAUAUCUAUUUUAUUUUCUAAAUUGCUACAAAAUGGAGGAAUUAUUUUAAUUAUGCUGAAUGUAACUUAUUAAUAGCACUUCAGAAAUAGUGUUAAUAUAAUACAUUUAAAAGAAUAAGACAUGUAGGAAACAUACCAUGUAUAACCAACUACCAUUUUAUAUGUACUGUCAGGUGUUUUAAAGGAAAAGCCUGCUUGCAUGCUUUAAUGUGUACUUAUUUAGUUGCUACCGCUUCUGUUUCUAGAUUAUUGAUUUGUUUGUUUACCCUAUUUACGCACAGUGCCAAAUGAUGGCCGUAUGAAUGCAACAGAUACCAUGUAUGUUUUGUCCGUCAAUAACAUUAAGAUUUUAUUAGUACAUUCCACUAGCCAGGAUUUGGACUGAGCCAAAAACAGCCCUGUUACUAUGUACAUUAUUAUAGAAAUGUUUGUUUUGAAUGUGUUUAAUAAUGUCAUUGAAUGGUAUCUGCAUACAUGCCCUAAAAGGUAUCAUCCAGUCACCUUUAAAGCCACGAAUACAAUGAUGAAUUAUAGCACUUGUUGUAAUAAGAAUUUAUUAAAGCCUGUGAAAGGCUGAGUGUUUUUGAGUUCCUGACUCUUGGUGUUGGCAGUCAACCCAACACAGUACAUUCAAACUAAAGGGAUGUUUGAUGUAAUAGAUUAGGAUGUUUUGUUAAAGAUAAAAGGCUGUAUGUAUUCUUUAGAAUUAAGUAUUGAGGAGGUUGAGAAGUUAAACAUUGAAACCAGUUUAUCUUCCUUUAUUUACCACCAAGUUUUUAAUUGUUCAAAGUCCAGCUGAGAUCUGUCUCAAUCAUGAGCAGCAAAAGUGUUUUGACUGGAUAAUACCUUAAUGGCCAUGGCAUGAAUGUGCCUUUUAAAUCAUUUACAACACUUAAAUCUCAGCACUGACCUUAAUUAAAUGAACAUUCCUCUUUGUAAAACCA
Molecule: messenger RNA, 3114 nt
Organism: Eleginops maclovinus (Patagonian blennie)
Lineage: Eukaryota; Metazoa; Chordata; Actinopteri; Perciformes; Eleginopidae
Gene: ahcyl1
Product: adenosylhomocysteinase-like 1
Exons: 17
Coding region: 451-2118 (555 amino acids)
Biological process (GO): L-methionine cycle
Cellular component (GO): cytosol
Source: RefSeq, a predicted model, not a curated record